Molecule: messenger RNA, 1824 nt
Organism: Hyaloscypha bicolor E
Lineage: Eukaryota; Fungi; Ascomycota; Leotiomycetes; Helotiales; Hyaloscyphaceae
Product: DUF1479-domain-containing protein
Exons: 1
Coding region: 109-1608 (499 amino acids)
Source: RefSeq, a predicted model, not a curated record
CUUCUUUUAGACAACAGUCAAGCUUCUAUGUAGCCAUUCAACGAUAUCUCUUUGCUUCUAUCUCAACUAUGAUGCUUCAUGCUCCCAUGCAACUCUGAGACAAUCAGAAUGCUCUCAACCCUCCGCCGUCUCGCAGGCGGGGUAAAGCUACCCCUCCUUCAGACCCGCACCCCCGCAACCGUAACAGCAACCGCCACACAAAGCAAACAUGCUCCAAAGAAAGAAGGCGACAUCUCCUCCGUCUUCGCUUCUCUCUCAGGCGGUGAAGCUGUCCCCCUUCCCACACGCUUCGCAGAGCUCAAAUCCUCCCUGAUCCACGGCCAUGAAGCCUCACUCAUCGCCUCCUGGUCCCGCCUCCUCACCACCCUCCGCUCAGAAAUAGAACUCAUCUCCACCGCCGGCUCCUCAAUCACCCCCAGCAUCCCAUUCUCGGAAAUCAGAAACCAUUCCCGGGCCCUACCUUUCUCUCGCGCCAUACGCAAACGCGGAGCCGCGGUAAUCAAAAAUGUGGUCCCUGAAGAGGAGGCCCUGGGCUGGAAAGAGGAGAUUAAGGCGUAUAUCGCUAGGAAUCCGGGGACGAAGGCAUUCCCGAAGGGUAAUCCGGCGGUUUAUGAGUUGUAUUGGAGUCCUGGGCAGGUGAAGGCGAGGGCUCAUCCUAGUGUCCUCGAGACGCAGAGGUUUUUGAUGAGUUUUUGGAAUAAUGGAAAUAAAGAAGCCUUGAUUAGUACAGAAAUUCCGGUUUCGUAUGCAGAUCGAUUGAGGAUUCGACAACCUGGAGAUAGUGGUUUUGCUCUUGGUCCGCAUGUUGAUGGCGGGAGUGUAGAGAGAUGGGAAAUGGAAGGAUACGGGAAGGGAGGCGUCUACGAUGCAGUGUUCGAAGGACGAUGGGAGGAUUUCAACCCCUGGGAAUCUAGCUGCAGGUUGAAAGUGGAAAGUGAUUUAUAUAACGGCGCUGGAGCCUGCUCGAUGUUUAGAAUGUUCCAGGGUUGGCUGAGCAUGAGUUCCACUGGACCCGGGGAGGGGACAUUGCUCGUUAAUCCAUUGUUCAAGCUUGCGACGGUAUACUAUGUGUUGAGGCCAUUCUUUGAGCCUAGAAAUGGGAAUAAAGAGGCGAGCGGGUACUUGGAUGAGAGAAAUUGGAUAUUGAGUGAGAACCAGAGCUCCGUGCUACAAGGUGCGACCAUGGGGUGUACUCAAGAACUGAACGAGACGUUGCAUCCGCAUCUUGAACUCGAGAAGACGAUGGUUCAUAUUCCCGAUGUUGGACCGGGGGACUAUGUUGCGUGGCAUUGCGAUUCUAUUCAUGCUGUGGAUAAGUUGCACGCUGGGAGGGGCGAUUCAAGUGUGAUGUACAUUCCGGCUUGUCCAUUGACGGAGGUAAAUUCGAGGUAUCUGGUUAGGCAGAGGGAGGCGUUUUUGAAUGGGACACCGGGACCGGAUUUCCCUGGUGGGAAGGGGGAGAGUGAACAUGUUGGGAGGAUGGGAAGGGCAGAUAUUGAGGAUGCUGGUGGAGAAGAUGGACUGCGAGCUAUGGGUUUGGCGAGCUGGGAGGCUCAGUUCGAAAGCGAAAGGCAGAUUGUGAGGGUCGCGAAUUCGAUCGUGACUUGAAUGUCUUCAACCCACGCCAUCAAAUGAGGGACAUUGUUUCGAAGUGAAAUGAUCUAUCGAUUCGCGAGUCAUGUAAAAAAGAAUUCCUAGUUCCUCUUUUGUCUCAGUCUCAAAGUGGUCUGGAACAUUCUCGCUCGCAGGGGAUUGUCAACAACACCACUCCUCUGUCAUCGCCACUGGUUUCUGAGCUCCCUUUAGGUCUGUAGCGGACUCUAG